CUUGAGCAUCGUCGUGAUUUUUUGCUGGUGUACGACGGACAAAUCAACUCAAAUCUGCUCCUUGGUAAAUGGACUGGAGAUCAAUUGCCACCCUCUAUUGUGUCAACGGGAAAUAAUUUGAGAUUGGAGCUGACCACUAAUGGCGCGCUUCGACGCAAAGGGUUUUUAGCGGAAUAUCGCUCUCUUCCCAGCAUAGGUGAAGGAACGAUGAGAACCAACUGCACCACCAGUUUUGCAAGCCCGGCAAACAGCAUCGCUUCACCAAAUUACCCAAGGAGCUAUCAAGCUAACCUAAACUACACGUGGACCAUUUCCCAACCUGAAGGUUGUGUCGUCCGGUUGCAGUUUGAAGACUUUGAACUUGAAUCAGAUAGUGAUUUUGUUCACGUGUACGACGGACCCGCAAGCCACGAGAAUCUUUUGGACACGUGGACUGGAACAUGCUUACCGUCGCCACGAAUUUCGACGCGCAACAGCAUGACAGUCGCAAUGCGCACAGACAGUUCGCUGGAAUUUCGCGGUUUCUACGCAACAUACGACACU
Molecule: messenger RNA, 543 nt
Organism: Opisthorchis viverrini
Lineage: Eukaryota; Metazoa; Platyhelminthes; Trematoda; Opisthorchiida; Opisthorchiidae
Exons: 3
Source: RefSeq, a predicted model, not a curated record